GGCUUGCUUUUGUGGUUCGAGGCGAUGAAUGAAUGAGGCGAACAUUUAUAUCCUUUUUCUGGUUCUUUAGUCGUCAAUUGCACAUAGUCUGCUGCAUGGUCAACUCAAUCGGGCAAGGAGUUAAUUCAAGAACGAGUCAGUGUGUACCUGAAUUCGUUGUUAUUUUCUUGAAGGCACCAAGUAGGCGUACACGCCCAAGCGUGCUGCCGCAGUGCCCAAACACAGGAAGCAUAACAACAGCUUGACUAUGGUUUUCGUCCUUCAUCGUUUGUAAGUUCUUUCCGUCCUUCCUCCUACUUGGAAGCCAAGAAAGGUAAAAAGUCGGGGAAGAUAUGAACGGCUUGGGAAGCAGAUGGCUAUCAAUAUCUUCCUGAUAAGUGGUAACUGGCUGUCUGAAACUCGGUGGUCCACGGAAGGAAGACGACGGACAAUGUUGCAACGAUAUCAUUUCCAGAGAGUAAUGCAAGGUGGCAGCCGUAUCCUCUACGGGCAAGCCGGCAAGCAGAUGCCUCGCCGGAAAGUACAUAAUUCAAUACCAGACAGAGGAGCGCUCUCGAUUUACGACUUCUAUCGCGAAGUCCGCUUCGAGUUAGUGGAGCUGUACACCAUCCAAAAGCUCGCCAACAGCCUCUCCCACGUCGUCCCUCUCUGGAUUCGCUUCUUUUCGCACGACUGCCGUCCUCCACAGAAUAAUCAGCCUUUUUCUGUUCGGUUCUUGUGUCUAGGGGAGAGAAAAUGGUUGUUCCUCAGAAGUAAUAACUCAGAAAGUUUUCCUGGUGUCUUGGCUCGCUUGCGGGAGUGCGAAACAUACUGGAGUCGAGAAAAAGGGUUUCCGGAUGAGGCAUCGGCUAUCAAGUACUCUGUAGGAAGGUUGGGAACUUUGGCGCCAUCGAGGCCGGCUGGAGGAGUUCUUCCCCCACUCUCCCUCUCAUGUUCCGAUGGCGUGAUUGUUCUCGUCCACCCCUCCCUGCUCCAGAUGCCUUCUUCCUCAUGAAGCUCGGAUGGAGACUGCUGAGUGGAAUCAAUGUUUACGGCUGGCUCCAGCCUCCAGUAUCAGGGACUUGGUCGCUGGCUACUCGAUCAAACCUGGACCUGUUACUCUAGGGUGCUCCCCGAGCCAUGGCCAAGCUGUGCGGAUGUCGUCCUGCUCAGGGCGUGGCUGACAAGAAUAUGUUCCUUUAGCUUGUUGCCCUUAUAAACAUUUUUAUUGGCGUGAGCUGGGGAUCGUGAGACGAAGACCAUUUUAACGGUACUGCAUUCAGGUUCAGUGGGGUCCAUUACACGAAUCGAGGGCAAUCCGGAGCACAAGCACCUAUGUCUGAAGUUGUAUGGAUAAUGUUCAUUUUUGAUUGGUUGAAAGGAGAGGACGUGGCAGAAAGGUAACCAGUUUAUAGCCGACUCUUUGAAUACCUAACGGUGGGGAUCCGCUGUCACAAUGGUAGAGCGGGAAUCACCAAAUUUAUUCUUUUUGAAGCUUUAGCAUUCAAAUAAUAAAUCUUUUCUUCUGGUCGUUAUUUCUGGUUAUUUGCUUUUGCCCUUUUGUACUGGCCUUGCAAGCGGUCGUCGGUGCCGGAAAUUGUUACAGAAAAAUGGAGUUACGGUUGGUUCCUGCAACUUCUGGCUCCUUCCUCAAGGGUAGUCUGCAGGCCUUUCCUAUCAGGAGUUCUCACCAUCUGGGCCGAUCUUGCUGUCUCUUGUUCCACAAGAGACCCCUAACGCUUCUUCAACUCCGUCUCGUUCCCCGUGGCCUUAGCACUACGAUUUCGUGCCUGAGGGAAGAACGGGACGACGUUAUUUCGACAGUUGAACGGUCGGAUAAAGUUUCAGCGGUUUUAUUCGACAUGGAUGGCGUCCUAUGCAACAGUGAAGAGCCCUCGAGGCAGGCCGCCGUGGACUUGUUUGCGGAGAUGGGAGUGGAAGUGACCACCGAAGAUUUCGUGCCCUUCAUGGGAACCGGUGAGGCAAACUUCUUGGGUGGUGUGGCUUCUUCCAAAGGGAUGAAGAACUUCGAUCCUCAGGCUGCAAAAAGCCGCUUCUUUGAGAUAUACCUUGACAAGUAUGCAAAGCCCAACUCUGGCAUUGGAUUCCCUGGUGCCCCUGAACUCAUCAUGCAGUGUAAAAGAAAUGGCCUUAAAGUUGCUGUUGCAUCUAGUGCUGAUCGCAUCAAGGUUGAUGCAAAUUUAGCUGCUGCAGGCUUAUCACCAUCUAUAUUUGAUGCUAUUGUGUCAGCAGAUGCAUUUAAGAAUUUAAAACCUGCGCCAGACAUAUUUUUAGCUGCAUCAAGACUUCUGGAGGUUCCUCCUGAGGAGUGCAUUGUUAUUGAAGAUGCACUUGCUGGAGUUCAAGCUGCAAAAGCUGCAAACAUGAGAUGCAUUGCAUUGUCAACCACACUGCCGAAGGAUAUUUUGGGGGAGGCUGGACCAUUGCUUAUUAGAGAAGAGAUAGGAAAAGUUCUACUGGAAGACAUUCUUGGCAAUAGUUUAUCGGACAAGAAGAAUUGGAAUUCAUUAGGUGCUAGUCCCAUGAUAGACAAUCAUGUGGGAAAAGUCAAUGGCUCAAUCGAGGAUGAUGCUGUUGAUGCGGAAAUCCUUUCAAAUGGGGUGUUUCAGGGUUCUAGAAGACAAAUUUUGAGAUAUGGAAGCUUGGCUGUUGCUGUGUCUUGUCUUUUAUUUGCUGUGUCACGUUGGAAGGCAAUGCAGUAUGCAUCUCCUAAAAGUAUUUUGAAUUUGUUAUUUGGUUCCAGCGAUCCCUUCCUGACACAAAGUGAUGGUGAGUCUGAGCCUAGGACAAAACAACUUAUCAAAUAUAUAUCUGAUUUAGAAGUCAGAGGUAACAGUGUGCCGGAGUUCCCCUCUAAGCUCGAUUGGCUGAAUUCCCCUCCACUUAAAUUUUCGAAGGACCUACAGGGGAAGGUAGUUUUGCUGGAUUUUUGGACGUAUUGCUGCAUAAAUUGUAUGCAUAUCUUACCUGAUUUGGACUUUCUGGAGAAGAAAUACAAGGACAAACCGUUUGUCGUUAUUGGAGUUCAUUCUGCAAAAUUUGAUAAUGAGAAGGACCUUGAAGCCAUCCGAAAUGCAGUGCUUCGUUAUGAGAUCAUGCAUCCAGUAGUAAAUGAUGGUGAUAUGUAUUUAUGGAGAGAAUUAGGAAUAAGUUCCUGGCCAACAUUUGUUUUGGUUGGGCCUAGUGGCAAGAUUUUGGCACAGAUUUCUGGUGAAGGUCAUCGAAAGGAUCUUAAUAGUUUGGUGGAGGCAGCCCUUUUAUUUUAUGGUGAAAAGAAGGCAUUAGAUGAACGCCCAAUUCCAUUGGCAUUAGAAAGGGAGCGUAGUCCACAAUUGCUUUUAUCACCACUAAAAUUUCCUGGAAAAUUGGCAGUGGACGUCUUGAAUAAUAGACUUUUCAUUUCAGACAGUAACCAUAAUCGUGUGGUAGUGACAGAUUUAAAUGGGAAUUUUGUUCUUCAAGUUGGGAUAGGAGUUGAAGGCCUGAGUGAUGGGACGUUUGUUAGUGCCACCUUCAAUCGCCCUCAAGGGCUAGCUUAUAACCCAAAGAAAAAUUUGUUGUAUGUUGCAGAUACUGAAAAUCAUGCUUUAAGGGAAAUUGAUUUUGUUAACGAGACAGUAAGGACACUUGCUGGAAAUGGUACCAAAGGUUCUGAUUACAAGGGUGGUGGAAGGGGAAGCAAUCAGGUGCUUAACUCCCCCUGGGAUGUUUGUUUUGAGCCAAGCACUGAACUGCUUUACAUAGCUAUGGCUGGGCAGCAUCAAAUUUGGGUGCAUGAUACACGAGAUGGUGUUACUAAAUCUUUUAGUGGUGAUGGUUUUGAGCGAAAUCUGAAUGGUUCCAGUCCACUGAGCACGUCAUUUUCCCAGCCUUCUGGACUAACAUUGUCUCGCGACUUGCAGGAAAUAUAUAUUGCUGAUAGUGAAAGCAGUUCCAUCAGAGCGUUAGAGUUGAGAACUGGAGGGUCAAAGCUGCUUGCUGGUGGUGAUCCAUUUUUUCCUGAAAACCUCUUUAAGUUUGGAGACCAAGAUGGUAUAGGUUCGGAAGCACUUCUCCAGCAUCCCCUAGGCAUUUCCUGUGGACAGGAUGGUCUAAUUUAUAUUGCAGAUUCUUACAAUCACAAGAUAAAAAGGUUGGACCCUUUCAAGAGACAAGUUGUCACACUGGUAGGGACAGGUAAUGCAGGCUUCAAGGAUGGACCUGGCCGUUCUGCACAGCUUUCAGAGCCAUCCGGGAUUGUUGAAGUGGGAACAGGGAAGUUUCUUGUUGCGGAUACAAAUAACAGUCUCAUCAGAUGUCUUGAUUUGAAUGGAAAAGAACCCAUUCUUCAGACGUUAGAGCUGAAGGGUGUCCAGCCACCGUCAUCCAAACCGACAUCGUUGAAGCGCUUAAGGAGACGGUCAUCAGUUGACACACGUACAAUUGCAGUGCAAAGCAUCUCUUCCAAGGAAGGCAACCUUAAAUUGAAGAUAUCAGUCCCACAAGGUUAUCAUUUCUCGAAGGAAGCACGCAGUAAGUUUGAAGUGGAUGUGGAGCCUGAAGAUGCCUUAGUGGUAGAACCGCUGGAAGGAUUUCUCAGCCAAGAAGGAUAUGCGUCACUAUCCUUCAAGAGAGCGUUGGUUUCACCAGCUAAAGCAAGGGUAAUCUGCAAGGUUUACUUCUGCAAAGAGGAUGAGGUUUGCUUAUACCAGUCAGUUACCUUUGAAGUACCCUUUGAAAGCGUGACAGAGGGCCCUAAUGCAGAAGCAACGCUGUCCACGACUGUAAAGCCAAGGUCCUCAUCAGGUAGCCUGCAACCAGCAUUCGCAAGUUGAUUCAAUUCCACAUUUAUUAUAGUCUUAUUUGUGACAUUUUUCUCUGAAACUUAAAACAUAAUAUAAUGAAACUCGAAACCUACCUCACGGAAGAACUGUAUAUAACAUAAGGGGAUCAAAAGGUCCAAGUUGCUUAUUUGUA
Nymphaea colorata (pocket water lily) is the source of this 4956-nucleotide messenger RNA. RefSeq names its product protein SUPPRESSOR OF QUENCHING 1, chloroplastic. Lineage: Eukaryota; Viridiplantae; Streptophyta; Magnoliopsida; Nymphaeales; Nymphaeaceae. Bases 1590 to 4814 code for a protein of 1074 amino acids. Gene Ontology annotation, molecular function: protein binding. The record is from RefSeq and is a predicted model, not a curated record. The transcript is spliced from 29 exons.